Rhodamnia argentea is the source of this 3110-nucleotide messenger RNA. Its product is annotated as vacuolar protein sorting-associated protein 53 A. Gene Ontology annotation, cellular component: GARP complex. The coding region runs from base 429 to 2978 and encodes 849 amino acids. NCBI's taxonomy places the organism in Eukaryota, Viridiplantae, Streptophyta, Magnoliopsida, Myrtales, Myrtaceae. The record is from RefSeq and is a predicted model, not a curated record. Gene Ontology annotation, biological process: retrograde transport, endosome to Golgi. The transcript is spliced from 24 exons.
UUACUAGACCCACUCCUCUGCUCUCCUUUCAGCGCACCUUUCAUAUGCUUCGCUCGACUCCCCGCGUUAGCUUAAGCUGACGGAUCGAGACAUUCGUCGCUGCUCGCUCGUGGAGAAUUGGAGCAGUUCAUCUUGAUCUGCUCUCCAAACAAGCUUGACGGCUUCCAUCGUCGACUCGGGGAUCUUCGAUUGGUAUGUCCGCUGAAUCGAUUCCUCAACUUUUGUCUCUUCUUCCGGCGUCGGAGUCGGAUUGUGAUCGGGGAUUCAUUGAAGAUCUCAAGCUAUAUGAGGGGAUGAAGCGUAAUGAAGGGUUGCGGAGACAAGGACAGCAGGAAGUGAACUGAUUCUGCCCAUCGCGGGUGGUUUCCACCGGUUGACAGGUCGAACUGGAGACUGAGGACUCGCGUUCGCGAUCGAUUCAUAGCGCAAUGGACAAGUCAAGUACCUUGGAGUACAUCAACCAGAUGUUCCCUACAGAGGCUUCGUUAUCCGGGGUCGAGCCCUUGAUGCAGAAGAUACACAGUGAGAUUCGUCGUAUUGAUUCUGAAAUUUUGGCAGCUGUUCGCCAGCAGAGUAAUUCAGGGACAAAAGCCAAGGAAGAUCUUGCUGCUGCUACACACGCUGUUGAGGAACUCAUGUACAAGAUUCGGGAAAUAAAAACCAAAGCCGAGCAAAGUGAGACCAUGGUUCAGGAAAUUUGUCGUGACAUAAAGAAGUUGGAUUUUGCUAAGAAGCAUAUAACAACAACGAUCACUGCUCUUCACCGUCUUACCAUGCUUGUCUCAGCCAUUGAGCAACUCCAGAUAAUGGCUUCUAAAAGACAAUAUAAAGAGGCAGCUGCACAGUUGGAGGCUGUGAACCAGCUGUGCAGUCAUUUUGAAGCCUACAGGGAUAUUCCCAAAAUAACAGAGCUUAGGGAGAAGUUUAAGAAUAUCAAACAAAUACUCAAGUCGCAUGUGUUCUCUGAUUUUUCGAGCUUAGGUACAGGAAAAGAGAGCGAAGAGACAAAUCUGCUGCAACACUUAUCCGAUGCUUGCUUAGUAGUUGACGCGUUGGAGCCUUCUGUGAGGGAGGAGCUGGUGAAUACAUUUUGCAGCAGGGAGCUCACGUCUUAUGAACAGAUAUUUGAAGGAGCUGAACUUGCUAAGCUGGAUAAAACAGAACGGAGAUAUGCCUGGAUUAAGCGUCGAAUGAGAACCAAUGAAGAGAUAUGGAAGAUCUUUCCUCCUUCCUGGCACGUCCCUUAUCGGCUUUGCAUCCUAUUCUGUAAGAAGACAAGGAAACAACUUGAAGAGAUCCUCGUCAAUUUGAAGGAAAAGCCAGAUGUCGGUACUUUGUUAUUGGCACUCCAACGAACCCUGGAAUUUGAAGAUGAAUUGGCAGAAAAAUUUGGGGGAGGAGCUAGGAGCAAAGAGAUCAUCAGUGAAGAUGACAUAGAUAAGGGUGAAAAUAACAGUCAACUUGUCUCUGAUAUACGAAAGAAGUACGAACGGAAACUUGCGGCACAUCAAGGAACUGAGGAUGAGGAGAAGGAUGGAAACAAAGAUGUGUCAGUGCCUGGUGCUGGGUUCAACUUCCGUGGAAUCAUUUCGUCUUGCUUCGAACCUCAUUUAACGGUAUAUAUAGAGCUAGAAGAGAAAACACUGAUGGAAAGUCUUGAAAAACUUGUCCAGGAGGAAACAUGGGAUAUCGAGGAGGGGAGUCAGAACAAUGUUUUAACCAGUAGCAUGCAGCUGUUUCUUAUCAUCAAGAGAAGCUUAAAGCGUUGCAGUGCUCUGACAAAGAACCAGACGCUAUUCAAUUUGUUCAAGGUAUUUCAAAGAGUUCUUAAAGCAUAUGCCACAAAACUUUUUGCAAAACUACCUAAAGGUGGUGUGGGGCUUGUUGCAGCGGCCACAGGUAUAGACGGACAGAUAAAGACUUCAGACAGAGAUGAAAGAGUGAUCUGCUACAUAGUGAAUUCAGCUGAAUAUUGCCAUAAAACGGCUGGCGAACUGGCUGAAAGCGUAUCAAAGAUAAUCGAUUCCCAAUACGCUGAUGGUGUGGAUAUGUCAGAAGUACAGGUAUUGUUUGACUUCAAUUUGCAUGCACUUGUGAGGUACUCAUUCUCUUUGUCACUAAUUGCUAACUUAUCAGCGGUAUCACAGGAUGAAUUUUCUGCAGUCAUAACAAAAGCACUUGUGACUCUAGUGCAUGGCCUAGAAACGAAAUUUGAUAUAGAAAUGGCUGCCAUGACACGCAUCCCAUGGAACACUCUAGAAAGUGUCGGGGAUCAAUCAGGGUAUGUCAACAACAUAAAUCUGAUGCUGAAUAAUAGUAUUCCUGUGCUUGGAAGCCUUCUGUCUCCUAUUUAUUUCCAAUUCUUCUUGGACAAGCUUGCGUCAUCACUUGGUCCCCGCUUCUACGUCAACAUAUUUAAAUGCAAACAGAUAUCUGAAACUGGAGCCCAACAAAUGCUGUUGGAUACUCAAGCCAUAAAGACAAUCCUCCUAGAUAUUCCUUCCCUAGGCCGACAAACAUCAAGCGCUGCCAGCUAUUCUAAGUUUGUAAGCCGAGAGAUGAGCAAAGCUGAAGCACUUCUAAAGGUCAUUCUGUCUCCUGUUGAUUCUGUGGCAGAUACAUAUCGUGCAUUAUUACCAGAAGGAACGACAAUGGAGUUUCAGCGUGUUCUGGAGCUCAAGGGGCUCAAGAAGGCCGAUCAGCAAACUAUAUUGGAUGACUUCAACAAACUUGGACCUGGGAUUGUGCAACCUCCUGUAGCGCCACCUGUCAUUCCUGCUGCCCCAGUUCCCACAAUAGCUCCUGCAAUGUCAAACAUCGCUUCAGUCAGCUUGAUCGCAUCUGGGGAGGAUGUGCUCACUAGAGCCGCUGCGCUAGGGCGUGGUGCCGCCUCAACAGGUUUCAAGAGGUUUCUUGCUCUCACGGAAGCGGCUAAGGAUAGGAAGGACGGUCCUUUCCGGAAGCUCUUCAAUGCCUGAUCAUAUGAAACCUCAUCCUUGUGAAUUCUCAUUUUUUAAUAUGAUUCCAUUUUUGGUAAUUCCGUUUAGCUCAUGCUCCAUUUAACUCCUCUAAGAUUAAAUGAAAGCGAAAAAGGAAGAGCUUUUCUUGAA